Chanos chanos (milkfish) is the source of this 2012-nucleotide messenger RNA. It is a transcript of the gene actr8, whose product is annotated as actin related protein 8. The record is from RefSeq and is a predicted model, not a curated record. The coding region runs from base 1 to 1890 and encodes 629 amino acids. NCBI's taxonomy places the organism in Eukaryota, Metazoa, Chordata, Actinopteri, Gonorynchiformes, Chanidae. The transcript is spliced from 13 exons.
AUGACACAGGCAGAAAGAGAACAAGAAAACGGGAAAGAGAAAGAGAAAGAAAGAGAGAAAGACAAAGAGAAAGAGCAACGCGGCGUGAAAAGACCAAUCGUUCCUCCAUUUAUCCCAGAGCCUCUACAAGAACAAAUACAGAGCAACUUUAUCGUGGUGAUCCACCCUGGAUCUAAAACACUCCGGAUCGGUCGAGCCACGGACACGCUACCCGUGACGAUUCCCCAUGUUAUUGCCCGCAGACACAAACAAACUGGUCAGCCCCGGUAUGAAGAUCCCUGGCUUUUGCGAGACGGACUGAAUAGACCUGAAAGUAAUGAACAGAGACAAAAUGGUCUUAAAAUGGUGGACCAGGCAAUCUGGUCAAAGAAAAUGUCCAAUGGCAUGAGAAGGACACCAGUCUCUGCUGAACAGGCCCGGUCAUAUAACAGACAGAUCCGCCCAGCAGUCCUGGACCCAAACUCCAGAGUAAAAUGGACCAAUACAGCCCACCAGCCAGAGUAUCUUGUGGGAGACGAGGCUCUGUACGUUAACCCAGCAGACUGUUAUGAUAUCCAUUGGCCCGUCUGCAGGGGUCAACUGAAUAUCCACAAUAAGGCAGGGGGCUCUCUGACUGCUGUGCUGGCCGACCUGGAAGCCAUUUGGUCUCACGCCAUCCAGAAACAUCUGGAAAUUCCUCUCAAAGACCUCAAGUACUACAGAUGUAUCUUGUUGAUCCCAGACAUCUAUAACAGACAGCAUGUGAAGGAACUCAUCAGUUUGCUUCUGAGCAGCAUGGGCUUCUCGGCCGUUGUAGUGCACCAGGAGUCAGUGUGUGCUACGUUUGGCAGUGGACUGAGCAGUGCGUGUGUGGUGGAUGUCGGGGAUCAGAAGACCAGCGUGUGCUGUGUAGAAGAUGGCGUGUCCCAUCGCAACUCCAGGCUGUGUUUGGCAUACGGAGGUUCAGAUGUGACGCGCUGUUUCUUCUGGCUCCUGCAGAGGGCAGGCUUUCCUUAUAGAGAAUGUCAGUUGGCCAACCGCAUGGACUGCGUGUUGCUUCAGCAUCUCAAAGAGACCUUCUGCCACCUGGACCAGGACAUUUGUGGACUACAAGAUCAUGAGUUUCGCACACGUUUCCCAGAGUCCCCUGCUCUCCUCUACCAGCUGCGAUUAGGAGAUGAAAAACUUCAGGCCCCCAUGGCGCUGUUCUACCCUGCCACGUUUGGCAUCCUGGGCCAGAAGCUGAUUUCACUGCAGCAUCGUUGUCAGGGAGACCCAGAGGAUCCUCACGACGAACAUUAUCUGCUGACCACGCAGAGCAAACAGGACCAGUCCUCCAAGGCCACAGCAGAACGGAAAGCUCUGCCUAAAACCCCCGGCUUUGAAGGCGAGUCUAGUAGCCAGGGAGGUGGUGAGCAGUCUGAGCGAGGAAGCCAUGGCCAGGAAGCAGAUCUGGGGCACUCUCAAGGGGAGUGUCUGUUGGGCGGGGCUGAGGCAGAGGAUCCGCCCUCUGCUCUUCUUUCCCGAAAAACCACGAUGACACAGUUUGAAGGCAAAGCACUGGGUCUUGACAAAGCCAUCUUACACAGCAUUGACUGUUGUGCGUCGGAUGAGACCAAGCGUAAAAUGUACAGCUCCAUCCUGGUGGUAGGAGGAGGAAUGAUGUUCCACGGGGCGCAGGAGUUCCUUCAGCACCGUAUCCUGAAUAAGAUGCCCCCGUCUUUCCGCAGAGUGGUAGAGAAUGUGGAGGUCAUCACCCGACCCAAGGACAUGGAUCCGCGGCUGAUUGCUUGGAAAGGUGGUGCUGUUUUGGCCUGUUUGGACACAACACAAGAGCUGUGGAUCCACAAAAGAGAGUGGCAGCGUUUUGGGGUUCGAAUGCUACGUGAGAGGGCGGCGUUCGUCUGGUGACCCCAAGACAGCCAGAGAGAGACAGAUGACUUGUUUGUUUGUUUGUUUGUGUGUGUAUGUUUGUGAGGAAUGAGUUUGAAAAAGCACAACUAUGUGUAUCCAUGUGUUGGUAUGUCUGUAUA